Molecule: messenger RNA, 1682 nt
Organism: Melospiza georgiana
Lineage: Eukaryota; Metazoa; Chordata; Aves; Passeriformes; Passerellidae
Gene: IFNAR1
Product: interferon alpha and beta receptor subunit 1
Exons: 10
Coding region: 203-1537 (444 amino acids)
Molecular function (GO): protein binding
Source: RefSeq, a predicted model, not a curated record
AGAGCCCGGGGUGACAUUCUGUGCCCAGUUCCAGUGGCCGGAGCUGGAGCCCACGGGCUGGCAGGAGCUGCCAGGGUGCCAGGCUGUGGCUGGCACAAGCUGUGACUUCUCCUCAGCCAUCUCAGAGUACUAUGAUGCCCACUACGUGCGUGUGAGGGCCCAGGCUGGGCCGCUGGUGUCCCCAUGGUCCCAGGUGCUGGAGAUGGUGCCAGAACAAGUCGCUCAGAUUGGUCCACCAGGACUGGAAUUGCAGUCCACAAAUGGAGUUGUAAAAGUUAUGGUUUCUCCUCCAGAAGCAAAUCAGAGGAAAAAAAUGUGGAUCAAUGACCUGACUUUUAAAUAUAACCUGGUCUUCUGGGAAAACUCCUCCCAUGCUCAGCCCCAGAACAAAAGGAUUUUCCCUGUGGACACCAUUGAUGACCUUGCCCCAGACAGCACCUAUUGCUUCAAAGUCCAAGCAAAUCUGCCCAGCGAGGGCAAGCGAGGCCUGUUCAGCCCCCCCAGCUGUGUGAAAACCACCCAGAAAGUGAACGACCUCCUGUGUGCCACCAACCUGAGUGUCCUGGCUCUGAACAUGGAAUUCCACCUGCUCUGGAGCAGCCAGGAAAGUCAGGAUGUGACCUACAACGUGCAGUACCUGCUUGGCUUCUUGAAGGAUCUCAAUGAUGAUUACUCAGACAAGUGGCUCAGUGUCCCUGGGUGUGAGAGCAUCACCAGCUCCUGCUGCAACUUCUCCUCCAUCAUCACCAGCACUGGCUUUUAUCACCUGCGGGUGCAGGCCAGGGAGGGACACAACAAAUCCUGCUUCUCCAGGGAAGUCAAGGUGGAUCCUCUGAAAACAAAUGGAAUUGGCCCUCCUGGUGUAAGGCUGGACCUCAGUGACACUUUGCUCCACAUCCUUAUUUCUCCUCCAGGAGGAGAUAAGGAUGAAUUCAUGAGGGACCAUUAUGACUUGUCCUACAGGAUCCUCUACUGGAAGAAUUCCUCAGAUACGAAGGAGGAGGUGAAGCAGAAGGAGGUGAGGCAGACCAUAGCCACGGUGCCCGACGUGUCCCCCUCCUCGCUGUACUGCGUGCAGGUGCAGGCCUUCUCUGAGCCCUACAACAAGAGCAGUGCCUACAGCCAGCAGCAAUGCAUCCUCACCCCUGCAGGUUCACCUUUAGCUCUGAUCAUUGCUGGGAUUUUCCUGGGUGCCCUGCUGGUUGUCCUGCUGGUGGCUGCUCCUCUUGUUUUUGUGUUCUACCAAGCCUACAGCAAAAUCAAAUACGUGUUCUUCCCCUCCUGCCAGCCCCCCCUGAACAUCGAGGGGUUUGGAGGGCAGCCCUUGAGCAGCCCCUACCUGUCAGCUGCAGCAGAGGAGGCCGUGGAGCACUGCUGUGUGAUUGAGUCCAUGGUCACAGAGGAGGGAACUCACAUCGUGUUCUCAGACUACAAACAUUCCACCCACAGCAGCCGCGACUCGGGCAAUUACUCCAACGACAGCAACACUUCUGGGAGCAAGGGAUCCAGAGAAACACUGGAGAGGGAAAUCAUGUAACUGUGGGAAAUCACAACUCCUGGAUGGGAUUGUCAAUUCACAGACACUUCAAACCUCUUUGUGAUGGAAGGCGCAGCCUGAGGGACACUGUGACCUUUGGGGUGCUGAGGGGGACACUGUGACCUUUGGGGUCCUCAGGGGUUCA